AUGGAUAGUGGCGGCAACUCGCUGGCGUCCGGACCUGAUGGUGUGAAGAGGAAAGUUUGCUAUUUCUAUGACCCAGAGGUCGGAAAUUACUACUAUGGCCAAGGUCACCCCAUGAAACCCCACCGCAUCCGCAUGACCCAUGCCCUUCUCGCUCACUACGGUCUCCUCCAGCAUAUGCAGGUUCUCAAGCCCUUCCCUGCCCGCGACCGUGACCUCUGCCGCUUCCACGCUGAUGACUACGUCUCCUUUCUACGCAGCAUUACCCCUGAAACCCAGCAAGAUCAGAUUCGCCAACUCAAGCGCUUCAAUGUUGGUGAAGAUUGCCCCGUCUUUGACGGCCUCUAUUCUUUUUGCCAGACCUAUGCCGGUGGCUCUGUUGGUGGCUCUGUCAAGCUUAACCAUGGCCUCUGUGAUAUUGCCAUCAACUGGGCUGGUGGUCUCCAUCAUGCUAAGAAGUGCGAGGCCUCUGGCUUUUGCUAUGUCAAUGAUAUCGUCCUAGCUAUCCUAGAGCUCCUUAAGCAGCAUGAGCGCGUUCUGUAUGUCGAUAUUGAUAUUCACCACGGGGAUGGAGUGGAGGAGGCGUUUUACGCAACUGACAGGGUCAUGACUGUCUCUUUCCAUAAAUUUGGGGAUUACUUUCCAGGUACAGGCCAUAUACAGGAUAUUGGUUAUGGAAGUGGAAAGUACUAUUCUCUCAAUGUACCACUGGAUGAUGGAAUUGAUGAUGAGAGUUAUCAUCUGUUAUUCAAGCCGAUCAUGGGAAAAGUGAUGGAAAUUUUCCGACCAGGUGCCGUGGUAUUGCAAUGUGGUGCUGAUUCACUGUCUGGCGAUAGGUUGGGAUGCUUUAAUCUUUCGAUCAAAGGUCAUGCUGAGUGCGUCAAAUUUAUGAGAUCUUUCAAUGUUCCCCUACUGCUCUUGGGUGGUGGUGGUUACACCAUCCGCAAUGUUGCACGUUGCUGGUGCUACGAGACUGGAGUUGCCCUUGGAGUUGAAGUUGAUGACAAGAUGCCGGAGCACGAAUAUUAUGAAUACUUUGGUCCAGACUAUACACUUCAUGUUGCUCCUAGUAACAUGGAAAAUAAGAAUUCUCGCCAGAUGCUUGAAGAGAUUCGUAAUGACCUUCUCCACAAUCUCUCUAAGCUUCAGCAUGCUCCAAGUGUGCCAUUUCAGGAAAGGCCACCAGAUACAGAGGCUCCUGAGGUAGAUGAAGAUCAAGAAGAUGGAGACAAAAGAUGGGAUCCGGAUUCUGACAUGGAUGUAGACGAUGACCGUAAACCUAUGCCAAGCAGAGUUAAAAGAGAAGCUGUUGAACCCGAUACAAAGGACAAGGAUGGACUGAAAGGUGUUAUGGAGCGUGGGAAAGGUUUUGAGGCAGGGAUGGACGAGGGUGGAAGCACAAAGGUUACAGGAGUAAACCCAGUGGGAAUGGAGGAAGCAAAUAUGAAAAUGGAAGAGGAAGGAACAAGCAAGGCUGUGGCGGAUCAGGUGUUUCCUCCCAAAACAUAA
Arabis nemorensis is the source of this 1506-nucleotide messenger RNA. The record is from the annotation of a GenBank genome assembly. Lineage: Eukaryota; Viridiplantae; Streptophyta; Magnoliopsida; Brassicales; Brassicaceae.